Entamoeba dispar SAW760 is the source of this 585-nucleotide messenger RNA. RefSeq lists its product as uncharacterized. The transcript has a single exon. Gene Ontology annotation, molecular function: GTP binding; GTPase activity. NCBI's taxonomy places the organism in Eukaryota, Evosea, Mastigamoebida, Endamoebidae. Bases 1 to 585 code for a protein of 194 amino acids. The record is from RefSeq and is a predicted model, not a curated record.
AUGACAACAGAGAAAGCCAAUAACAUUAUCUCAGAAGAAAAACAAUUAAAAUUUGUUUUUUUUGGUUCUGAUGGAUGUGGAAAAAGUAAUUUAAUUAAUGCAUUGGUUGGAUCAAAAUAUGAAGAAAAUAAACCGUCUCAAUUAAUUGACUUUAAAGGUCUAGCAGUAAAAAAAGGAAGUAAGGUUUUAAAAAUUACGUUUUGGGAUACUCCUAGACAAAUUUCUUUUUUUGGACCAACUCCAUAUUAUCGUGGGGCUGAUUUGAUUGGUUUAGUUAUAGACUCUAGUAUUCCUUUUGAACCUAAAAAGAUUAAUGAAUGGUUAACUUUUAUUGAACGUGAUAAUCCUAGCGCUACUAUUCCAAUUAUUCUUAUUUUAUGUAAAGCUGAUAUUGAAAUACCAAACAUAAAAAAAGACCUUAUUAAUUUCUCUACAAAAGAACAUUACCCUUACUUUAUUACAUCAGCAAAAUUACAUACAGGAAUAGAUGAAUUACUAUCAGAUAUGGUAGAACUUGCAUUAAACCGUCCAAUUGAAUUAUCAAUUCCUAUUGAACAACCGAAACAAAAAGAGAGAUGUCAAUGA